Molecule: messenger RNA, 1647 nt
Organism: Sardina pilchardus (European sardine)
Lineage: Eukaryota; Metazoa; Chordata; Actinopteri; Clupeiformes; Clupeidae
Gene: hlx1
Product: H2.0-like homeo box 1 (Drosophila)
Exons: 4
Coding region: 109-1227 (372 amino acids)
Biological process (GO): regulation of DNA-templated transcription
Molecular function (GO): sequence-specific DNA binding; DNA-binding transcription factor activity, RNA polymerase II-specific
Source: RefSeq, a predicted model, not a curated record
UCCAACAUAUGUAGGACUGGCUCAUACGGUUACUGUAUUUGCCAUUACAUGCGGACGCUUUCUAACAUCACUGAUCCAGAUAACCAAAACGAGUGUUAAGUGGUCAGGAUGUACACCGCCGGACUAAAUCCGUUUUAUGCGUCCAAUUUCAGCCUUUGGUCGGCAUAUUGUUCCGGUGGUUUCGCAAUGGAUACCAUGAAAAAACCGUCAUUUUGCAUAGCAGAUAUUUUACAUGUCGGCGACGCGGACGGUCUUCCCGGAUCAUCAGCGCUGAUGGCUCAUGUAGGACCCCGUACUCAGAUCCACUCCUCUGGAUCCCCUUUGCGUCCUUCUCCGGUAGCGCCGGAGGCGGCUAUCUUCGGGGCAAGAGGCAGCCCUGCAUCCCCUUAUCACAGGCAUGGAAUACACUUAACCGCGGUCUCCAGAACGACGCUCAACUCCCAGCAAGCACCGCCACCAUCAAGCAAGGAUCUCAAAUUCGGAAUUGAUCGAAUUUUGUCCACAGACUUUGAUCCAAAAGUAAAAGAAAUGUCGUCAUUACGAGAUCUCACGUCUAUUGUUAGCUCUAACCGACAGUCAGCACUCCAUGUGUCCGUGCAACCUCCGGCGAGCCAGUACUUCGCAUCCCUAGAUCCGGUGAUGAACGACGCGUCGGCCAGGAUGAGUUCAUUAGGCAACGCAGCGAGGCAUUCAGGGCAACAUCAGUUUCAAGACUCCUUCCCAGGGCCAUAUGCUGUUCUUACGAAAGACACCAUGCCACAGACGUACAAGAGAAAAAGAUCUUGGUCCAGAGCUGUGUUUUCCAACCUACAACGAAAAGGUCUUGAAAAACGUUUUGAAAUACAGAAGUAUGUCACCAAACCCGACCGAAAACAGCUUGCUGCGAUGCUAGGCCUCACUGACGCUCAGGUCAAAGUUUGGUUUCAGAACCGAAGAAUGAAAUGGAGACACUCAAAAGAGGCACAGGCACAGAAGGACAAAGAGAAGGAGCAGCCAGACAAGGCGCAGACAGAGAGUGAUCAGAAGGAGCACGAGGAAUCCGACUGCGAAAGCGAACACAGCGAGUCCGACUUUGAGGAAGGACCAGAGGACAAAAGUGACGUCGACAUCACGGAACACAACAAGACCAGUGUGAUCAUCAGCGGGCCUCCGUCCGGGAUGAGUGAAGACACGACACCAAGCAAUGCGCUCACAGAAACACCGGGGUCGGCGCAAAUCUUACUAUGAACACCAGGCUCUUUUAAUACAAGGGCACAAGAACAAGACUGCUAAUUUAACACAAGUGCUGUCGUCUCAAAGUCGAGAUUACACGUGAAUUGUGUCUUACAGUAGCGCCUCCACUGUGUAGGUAUUAAAUAAUAAGAAAUGUCCAAUUUCCCCUCCUUCGACCCCACAAGUAGGACUAUGAAGUACGAUGUCUUUGACUUUUUUUCCUUUAAAAGGAAAAAGAUAUUGCUCUUGUGAAUUAUCCUCUGAACCACUUACUGAACUUUGAAAAUAGUCUAUUUACACAAUGUAAAUGUAUUGCCUUAUACUAUUUGUUCAUUUGAUUUGUAUGAUAUUUUGCCUAUAAUUUGCACUGAAAAUAAUGUAAAUUAAAUGUUUCUUACAUGUAAUUGUUGAAAUCGAAGUCAUUAAAUGUUUCAA